AUGAAUAAUUUAAAUGGAGGUUUAGAUGAUGGUGAAUGUUAUGGAUUGAAAUAGGAAUAGCCAAAAAGAUAUGUCCAAGUUUCUACAUACAGUGAUUUGUAUUAUGAUUUGGAGAAGAUGAGAAGAUUUGAGGAAGGAGAAGAAAUAAUAGAAUUAAAUGAUGGAUUACAUUCAGAGAAAGCUUCUUAAUUACAUGCAUGUAGAGAAUGAAAUAUAAUUUAAGAUUAUUCAAUGAAGUGGAUGGAAUACUUACUUGAAUUAGAGAUGGAGUUAAAAGCAUAUUUAUAUGAUAGAGCAGUGAUUGUACCUGAUAUAAAUCAAUAUGUGAAUAAGCGUUUGUAACCAAUGAUAGAGGUUACUCUGGAUAAAGUGUAUUUUGCUUGUUUCUAAAUAGUUUAACUGAUUCCAGCAAAUUAAAGAUUUAGUGUUACAUCAAUGAGAUAUUGCUACUUAUUUAAAGAGUAUGUUUAAAGAUUUGGAAAGAAUAUCCUUAGAUAAGUUUAGCAUUGUUAAAACGUAUACAUUAGACUCAAUGCAAUUCGUUUUAUGAUAGUAGAAUUAAGGAUUUAAGUGUAUAUAUUGAAACUAUGAAUGAUUUCUAUGGAGAGAGAUUACAUCAUCGUGUUAGUUCAGAAGCUGAAGGUUAUGAUAAUCUUUAAUAUACAGAGAUUUAUAAUUCCAAGACUUUUUAUCCUUUGAAAGGGGAAAUCUUAGAAUAAUAUCGAUUGAAUUAAGAUGUAUUUACUCUAUCACCAUUUUAAAGAAUGCAAAUUCAUUAUUUUUAUAAAAAUGGAGGUUUUGCACUUUUAGAUGAUGCUGUGAUGAAUUUCAAUCUUAACUAUUUAGAUAUCUUUUCUAUUUUCUAAUAUUUGAAUUCCUUUCUUGAUAAGUAGAAAUUUUUAAAUUACUUUCAUCAUUUUUCAUUUUAGAAUUUGACAUCUAAAUUAACAGAAGAAGAAAUUAAAAAUUCUAAUAGAGAUACAAUCAAAAAAUUAAUUGAAGGAAUUGAAAAUAUAUUUGAUUAAUUUUAUAAAUCCUCUGAAAAAAAAGAGUUAAUUGCUUUAGCAGAAAUGAGUGUCUAUUUACAAUGUUUCCGUUGCACUGCUUUAGAAAAAAGAAUAUAUGGUAUCUACUUUAUUCAUUUCAAGGAUUGUAAUAAUUUUGUGAUAAAAUCAAUACUGCUUAGUCCAAUGAAUUCAUGAAUUAAUAGUAUAGUAUGAAUGAAGAAUGGUAUAAAAAUGACAAUGUCUUAAAAUACAUCGUAGACAACCAAGUUUUUCAAGAAUUAUUUGGAGAAAAAGCACAUUUUGAAUUAAUCAAAAGAAGUUUUCCUAUUAUUUAAUUUCUUUAUUUACAUCAUUAAUUAAGCAAAGAUGAAAUAUUUACUAUUCUUAGAUUAGGAAAAGGAAAACAUGAAACAUGGGAUAAUAUGAUUUCCAAAUUACUUACAGAUUUAGCUGAAAUCUUAACUCUAGAAGAUGUAGAUACUAUGAUAUAAAAUAUAUAGUAAAAUUAAAUUGAUUUAAAUGGUCUCAAUUUUAUUAAAAGUUUAGGAAGAAAUAAAUACAUAAGAUAAGAAUAAGAAUAAGAUUCUUUAAAUCUAAGAAAUAAUGAUGAUAAUUUUACAAAAUAAAAUGAUAGAGCAUCUGGAAAAAGAAAGUAUUAACAAUAUGAAACUGAUACAACAGAAUCAGAAUAUAAUAAAACAGAAACUAUUCAAUAAUUUGAUAAUUAAAAAGCUAUCAAAUUAUAAUCACAUAUUGUAGAAUUCUUAUUGAAUAUCGUCCAUGAAUAACCAACAACUGAAAUUGGAUAAUCUGCAUUUACUAUUGCCAUUAAUUUGAUUUGUCAUCAGUUUAAAUAGCUUAGAAUCUAAUAUCUCUUUCUUGGCUUCUCUAAUUUAAUUGCAGAAGAUUAACCAUUACCUGUAUCCAAUUAUAUCACAGUCUUAUAAAAAAUUAUAUCCUCUUCUUAUCCUUUAGAUGAAUUUCCUAAUUAGAAAGAAGUCUUAAAAAGAAUCUAGGAAAAAUAUGAUAUUAAGAUCAACUUUUUGAAAGUUAUGGCAAGAGAAAAAUUGAGAAUUAUAAAAAAAGAUAAUAAAGAAUAUUUAUAAAUCAUAGAACAACUUGUUAAAUUUUAUCAGUUUCUUCAUCAAGAUUCAAAAAUAACUAAAUCUUAACUGAUGAUUUUAUGGAAAUUGUUAGUAGAGAAUGCCAGAUGUUAUGAAGAAAGAGAUCUAUUUUUCAAUUGGGUAGGAGAUGUUAAUAAGAAAUUUUUGGAUUAGGAAGCAAUCGAAUUAUUAUUUAUUUCUACUCUAAAAUGUUAAGUUUAAAGUUAAUCAAUGUUAUAAUGUUUGACAAAUCUAAUUUUGUAUUUCAAUGUGCAAUAUAAAGUGAUGAAGUUGUAGUAUGAUUAAUACACAAUUUUAGAUGCAGAUAUAAUUGGAUUAUAAGUAUUAUGGAAGAUUUUCAAGUAAUAGGAGGAUUUGGGAAUAAAAUUAUAAGAAUUUUUGGUGAGAUUAUUGAGAUUUAAACAAUAAUAGAGCAUUUUAAAUAAAUUAAAAUAAGAAUAUUUAAUAUAAUUAUUUAAUUAGAUUGAAAAUCCAAAUUCAUUAUCAUUUAUAAUAAAACUGUUAGAAGAGUUUGAAGGAUACUAAUUGGCUGAGUAGGGUGAAAAGGUGUUUGUAACAAUAGAUAAUAAAUGUAUAGAUGCAAUGCCUCCAAAGAGAUAAGAUAUUCAAUUAUUGAGUGGAUUGAUGGUAUUAUAAGCUAAACAAAUAAUUGGAUAGAAAUUGAAUCCAUCUCUGAAGGCAGAUGAAAUAGAUAUAAUUUGUAGAGGGACUUUAUUUGAUGAUAAUAAAACAUUAAAAGAUUAUAAAGUAAAUUAGAAAUUAACUUUUGUAAUAACAAAGAGAGAGAUAAUGACAGAUGAGAUGAAUGCUUAUAAUAAUACAACUAAUUAAAUUGGUAAUGAGUAUGUGCCACCGGAUGCAGAUGAAAGAGUAUAAGAGAUAGUGAAUAUUGUUUAAAUUUAGGACAAGGAAUUUAUACUUUCUGUUUUGAAAGAAAAGAAUUGGUAAGUAGAAAAUGCAAUAUGUGAUAUUUUAGAUCGUGGAGAACAAUUGUUAUAAGAAUAUUAAUAGAAGAAUCCAUAAAGUAAGAAAUAGAAGUAGAUAGUUAAAUAACAUAUGGAUGAGAUUUCAUUUGCUUCGUUGAUUUCAAAUAAUUAUAUUGAUUAAUUAUUCCUACUAUUGAAUUAAGGAAAUAGUGAAUAGAAUACUAAGAUAUGGUCAAUCUUAUAAAUGAUUCCAAGAAAUAAGUAAGUGUAUGAAUUGAUUGAAUAAUCUAAAUUAGAUUGGUAUAAUUUCUUGAUUGUGGAUAAUAAGUAUAAAUUAUAAUAUCAUCUACAAAUUCUAAAAGAAUAAUUAUAAUGUGAUUUUAUAGAAGAUUAAGAUGAAUAUGAAAAACGAAGAAUCUUAAGAGAAAGUUUUUUAUUUCAUGGUGGCUUAAAUCUACUGUUAUUUUAAUUAGAUAACUCAAUUGAAAUAUUAAUAAUCAUAUUAGAUAUAUUCCAAAUAUAUUUUACAGCUUAUUCAUUAAGUAGAUUAAUGAUGAAUUAAAAUGAAUUUAUGCAAUUACUUAAAUUAAAAUAAGCAGUCUAAUAGAAAGAGGAAGAUCCUAGAAUAUGUAGUUUAUUUAAUAUUCAAUUUCAGAAAUAAGAAAAACCCAAUAUUCAAGGAUUUGAUGAGGCUUAACUUUUAUAGAAUCUAUUUUUUAAUUGUGGAUUAGAUGUAGAAUGGGAUGUAUUAUUAGAUGCUUUAAUUUAAAGAAUGGGAGUUGAAUAAAUAUAUACAACUAUACUAUGUAUUUUAUACAUGAAACCAUAACUCUUAAAAGUUUAAUUACCUAUAAAUAGAUUAGUUGAAUUACUGGCAAGUUCAAAUGAAGAACAAAGAAAAAUGACUGCUUAUUUCAUCCUCACUUUAUAAGACAUUGCUAAAAAAAAUAAUGUAAAUCUUAGUAAUGAUAUUCUUAAAACAUUGUUUAAAGGAGAAACUCAAUAUGAUGAAUUAUAUCUAGUUAUUGCUGGAUUGAUUGGUUAAGUUAAUGACCUAACAUUUUUUGAUACUCAUUAAUUAGCCUAAUAAAUUAUAUCAUUGAUUUCUAAUCGUUAAAUUAUUGAGUAGAGAUUUACAGAAAAUGAAGAUAAAUUAUUAUAGGGAAAUUUACUAUUAUUAACAUCGUUGUUAUAAGUUGAUUCAAAUAUUACAGUAGAUAUAUAAUUCACAUCAUAUUUGUAUCAAUCUUUAUUUGAAAUGAAUAAUGAUUAUUACAAAUAUCCUGUCUAUAAACGUAAAUUAACCAGAAAAAGAGCCUUUUAAUUAUUAUUAUAAUUAAGUUAAAAUUAAUCUCAUCUUGUUUAAAUAUUGUCUCUUAUUCAAAAUCAUCAUAAACUCAAAUUUGAUAUUCAUGAAGUAGAUAUGGACUUAGGAAUUAAAGGAACUCAUGGAUUUGUUGGAUUAAAAAAUCUCGGAGCUACUUGUUACAUCAACUCACUUCUUUAAUAAUUUUAUAUGAAUAAACCAUUGAGAAAAGGAAUUUUAAACGGUCAAAUCAUGAUCACUGAAAUGAAAGCUCCUUUAGUCUUUGAUAAUAUUGCUGCUGUUGAUUUACCAGUAUUACAACGUAAAUUGACAGAUCAUACUUUACAUCAAUUAUAAUUAGUUUUCAUUCAAUUACAAGAGUCUGUUAAAUAAUACAUCAAUCCACAUUAGUUGAUUAAAACUUUAAAGGGAUUUGAUGGAGAAGUUAUCAAUGUUCUUAUUUAAUAAGAUUGCAAUGAAUUCUUUAAUUUGAUUACUGAUAAAUUAGAAUAAGAUUAAAAAUUUACAAAUUAAUCAAAUCUCAUUCCAUAAUUAUUAGGUGGUACUUUAAUAAAUGAAAUAAAGUCAUUAGAAGCGGAUUGUGAUUUUAGAAGAGAGAAUGAAGAACCAUUUUUAACAGUUUCAAUAGAUAUCAAACAUAAAAAAUGUCUUGAAGAAGCAUUGGAUUUAUUUGUUAAAGGAGAUGUACUUGAUGGUGAAAAUAAGUAUUUAUGUGAAGAGGUAUAAAGAAAGAUAGAUGUUUAAAAGAGACAAUAUUUUAAGAAGUUACCAAAUACUUUUAUAUUCCAUUUAAAACGAUUUGAAUUCGAUUACAAUACUAUGUUGAGAAUUAAGAUUAAUGAUUACUUUGAAUUUCCUUAAGAAAUCAACAUGUUUAAGUGGACUCGUGAUAGUAUUGUGGAGAAUAUGGAAAUUGAGGAUUAGAGUGAUUAUAUGUACAUUCUCAAAGGUGUAUUGGUACACAUUGGAAGUGCAGAGGGAGGACAUUAUUAUUCUUUUAUUAGAGAUGUUGAUUAAUGGUAUGAAUUCAAUGAUAAAUUGAUUUGUCCAUUUAAAAUUGAGAAUUUAAAGAUGGAAUGUUUUGGUGGAGGUAAUAAUAAUCUUUCUGAUUGGGGAAUGAGUAAUAGUAAAAAUGCUUAUAUAUUAUUUUAUGAGAAGGUUAAACAUGAUAUUCCUGAUUAAUUAUAUGUAAAAGGUACUAAUGAAGAAUUAUUAAUUAAUUAAGUAAUUGGUGAGAAUACAGAUUACUUAAAGAAUUAGUUAUUUUAUGCUCAAGAUUACUUUAAAUUCAUUUAAAAUUUUGUUCAGACAUUGUAAGUCAAAACUCCAUAUACAGUGACUUAAUUAUUAUCUUAAGAAAGUAAUUUAAGAGAAUUAGAAGAUCUGCCUUCAUUUGGUAUGGUAAAAUUAUUUACGUUUUUCACUUAUGAAGUUUUACUAAGAAACAAAGAUCCAUAGAUGUUUUAAUAUAAUAUUUAGAUAUUGGGCGAUAUGUACAAAUAGGAACCAGCAACUAAUUUUUGGUUUCUUGAUUUGUUAAGAAAUUAGAAAUAAUUAAUUGUUGAUUUAUUGAUAGAAUCAUCUCAUUCAGAAGUAAGAAACGCAUUUGGACAAUUGAUUGUCUAAUCAAUUACAACAAUAAUUGAAUAUGAAUAGAACUACUUAUUUGAAGAUACUUGUAUAGGUCGUUUUCUUUAAUUCUAUAUCUAAGUUCUACUAGUAACAGUGAAGAAUACUCUAAGAAGAGGUACAGAAUACUUUUAAGUUAUUAAAAAUAUUUUAAUAAGUAAUCAACUAUUAGUAAAAUAUUUUUACUAAUAAGAAUACUUUAAAUAGAUUUAUUAAUUAUUGUAAGAACAAGUAUAAGGAGUGUAAAUGAUUACUUCCUUUAAAUUAUAGUAAUUGAGUACUAAUAAUGUUGAUCAGCCAUUAAUAGUUGUCAGUGAUAUAAUCUCUAAAGUAAUAAUGAGUUGUAGAACUGAAAUCAUGAUUGAAUAAAAUGAAGAUGCUCCAACUUAUCUAUUCAGAGGAUAAAAGAAUCUAGAUAUAGAUAAAUAUUGGUUAAAGAGAUUAUUGGAUACUGAUGAUUUCAAGAAAUAUAUAUUAGCAAUGAUUCAAUUCUAACCUAAUCUAAUAGAUAUGAUUAAACAUAUAUGUUGGAAGGAUCAUAAUAUUAGUAAUCAAGUUAUUACAUAAAUUGUUUCUUAAUUCUUAGAAUUUCUAAUUGAUUGGUAGUAAUUGGAACCUCUCUCUUAAACUAUAGAGGCUUUAUUCAAAAUGGAUGAUAAUCUACUAGAAAUGCGUUUAUAAACUUUUUUUAGUGAACCAAUCAAAUCCUCAUCUUAUGUCAAAGGCACUUCUAUUUUGAAUGCCAUUAGAUCACAAUAUGAAAUGGAUAAAAAUUAUAGCUUUUGUAUGAUAGCAAUACUUGCUAAUUUGGCAACUUAAGUUGAUUAUGUUGCAGAGCAUUUCAAGAAUAAUAGAAAUCAAUUUGAAUUCUUGCUUUUUAAGGCUAGAGACUAUAAGAAUAUUAUCUUUGGAUUAUAUUUCCCUAUCAUUAAAAUAUAGAAGUCUAUACAAUAGGUAUGAUUUAUUAUUUUAUGUAGUUAUCUGCAAUAUUUGAGGAGCCUGAAAAACCUAUAAUUCAAAUAACUCUUCCUAAAUAAAAUUCAACUGUACAAGAUGAACCUGAACCUGAAGACUCUGAUAAUUAAGUGGGGCAAUUAAUAGAACAAAAUAAGAAUAAUUAUACUUAGACUAAGGAAGACUCUAUGAAUAAUAACAAUCCCUCCGACAGAGAGAAUGAAACUGAUGAAUUAUCAGAAUGAAUAAUAAU
Molecule: messenger RNA, 7220 nt
Organism: Paramecium sonneborni
Lineage: Eukaryota; Ciliophora; Oligohymenophorea; Peniculida; Parameciidae
Source: the annotation of a GenBank genome assembly